AUGACCGUUGGUGGCCGCCGCCGUCUGCCUGCUUCUCGGCUGCACUCAGGAGCUCCUGCUAGCUCUGUUAGGCUCAUCAUUUUCGAUUGGGACUCUACUUUAGCGGAGCGUUCAGGCAAACUGGACCGAGGUAAGGUCCUCUACUGGUUGCGAGAGCUGCGCAGGGUUACCAAUGCUACUAUCGGUAUCAUGAGCUACAACACCCAGGGCGUUGCGUCUGAUGACUCUCUCAUUCUUUCCGAGCUGAAGUCUAGUGGUAUACUAGGGGAGUAUGUCCACAAAGAGAAUAUUUGGGGUUACCUCAAUCCUUGUCACUGUCGUGAAGAUCUGGAAAUGCACGAAAACAUGCAUCCUAUCUUCUGUGGUGAUAUAACAUCAAAGGCUCGAGCCAUCGGUCGUAUCGGUCGUUAUGCUGGCUUGAAACCCGAGGAAAUUCUCUACGUAGACGACAGCUACAAGCAAAUCGAGCACGCAAAAGCCCUGGGCGUAUGUCACACAUAUCAAGGAGUGUACAAGAACCUGGCUGGGCUUACUGAGGAGGACUGGAAAGCGAUAAUUGCGUUUCUGAAUGAUCCUGCUGUUGGUCAUCAUCACAAGCUUUGGACGGGGUCUUCCAUGGCUCCAGCUAGCACACUUCGCAAUACCGUCCUAGAACGUGCAUCUGGUUUCAGGACGACCAAACCAGUUACUAAUUCGGUAUCCUCCCAUAUUCCUGUAGUGCCUGUGAGAGUAACGGCCUGACCUCGCUCCUGCGGUGUUAGGUGCUGAAGUAGUGGGCAAUAUGGUCAUCUCACUGCAUGCUAUUCUCUGAGCUAAACCGCUCUAGUCUUAGUAGCAAUUCAUAUACUACAGAUCUUACUAAACUAUUAUUUUCUUUUAUGCUCAUGUAAUGAUAAACACAUUUCUGCAGGCAGGAUUAGAUUCUCGAUCUGAUCUUCGAGAAAUUUAUCCCCAAGCCCCAUUUCUGUUUGGUCGUCGUCGUCCAACUGCAUUUCUGCUUACUAGUCGUUGCACAAUGGAGAUGUUCGCACUAGAUGCCCGCGGAAGCUCUAGUUGGUCGAUGAUGAUC
Molecule: messenger RNA, 1069 nt
Organism: Perkinsus marinus ATCC 50983
Lineage: Eukaryota; Perkinsozoa; Perkinsida; Perkinsidae
Exons: 1
Coding region: 1-741 (246 amino acids)
Source: RefSeq, a predicted model, not a curated record